CAGUUUCACAUCGCACAUUGAAGACAAGAGAGAAAAGCGAUGGCCAUGGCCGACAUGGUCCUGAGGUCGAAGAGGAAGAUAUUUAUCCAAUCAGUGAGCAGUGGCACGAUAAAUGGCUUGUUGGAUGGAUUAUUAGAUGAAAAAGUGCUGAACCAGGAGGAGAUGGAGAAAGUAAGAAAAGAAAAUCACACAGCUAUGGAUAAGGCCAGAGAUUUGAUCGAUUCUGUCAUUCAGAAGGGGGACCAGGCAAGCCAAAUACUUAUCAAUCAAAUUGUUGAAGUUGACCUGCAACUUGCGGGCAAGCUGGGGCUCUCCUCAGCUUCCCAGGCAAUGCAAGAAAACCGAGGUCCAGGAGGGAGCAUCAAGCUCUGCCCUGCAGAAACAGCUGAAAGAAUAAGGAAAGAAAAGUCAGGAGAGAUUUACCCAAUAAUGGGAAAGGCACGUCUUGCCCUCAUUAUCUGCAACAUAGAGUUUGACAAGCUUUCUAGAAGAGCUGGAGCAGAAGUUGAUAUCAGUGGUAUGGAGAAGCUGCUAAAAGAUCUGGGAUACACUGUGGAUGUAAAACGAAACCUCACUUCCUUGGACAUGACUGCAGAGCUGAAGGCAUUCGCUGCCCGUAAGGAACACAAGACUGCUGACAGUACUUUCUUGGUGUUCAUGUCCCAUGGUAUUCGAGAAGGCAUUUGUGGGAAGAAACACUCUGAGGAAGUCUCAGACAUAUUAACCAUCAACACUAUCUUUCAAAUUUUGAACACUAGGAACUGUCCAAGUUUGAAGGACAAACCGAAGGUGAUCAUUAUUCAGGCCUGCCGUGGCGAGAAUGAAGGGGUGGUGUUGUUAAAAGAUUCAGCAGGAGCUUUUGGAAACAGCUGCUCACAGGAUCCAGAAGAUUUUGAAUAUGAUGCCAUUAAGAAAGCCCAUGUAGAGAAGGAUUUCAUUGUUUUCUGCUCUUCAACACCAGAUAAUGUUUCUUGGAGACACCCCCAAAAGGGCUCACUUUUUAUUAUGAAACUCAUUGAACACUUUCAAGAAUAUGCUCGGUUCUGUGACCUGGAGGAAAUAUUCCGAAAGGUUCGAUUUUCAUUUGAACAACCAGAUGUUAGGGUACAGAUGCCCACCACGGAAAGAGUGACUUUGACAAGAUGUUUCUACCUCUUUCCAGGACAUUAUCUGUGGCUCAUUUACAGCAACAGGGAGAAGCUGAGACUGUUGUUUCCUAUGGCUGAAGACCAACACAGCAAAAAUACACUUAAGGCUUUGGAAUCUGUUGGUAAAGAAAUCUUAACUGGAUUUUUGGAUGGCUUGGUGAAAAGAAAUGUUCUAAAAUUGGAGGAAACUGAAAAGAAAAAAUAUUAUGAUGCCAAACCUAGAGACAAGGCCUGGGUCUUGGCAGACCUUGUGCGACAGAAACGCGAUGAAGCAGGUCAAAUCCUUGUCCAAACCUUCUUUAACCCAGACACACUUUCCAUCGGCACAAAAGUUCCUACAGAAAUGGCUGGACCAGCUGAGCCAGCAGAAUCUACAGAUACCCUCAAGCUUUGUCCUCGUGAAGAAUUCUUGAAACUCUGUAAAAAAAGAGCUGGAGAGAUCUACCCAAUAAAGGAGAGAAAGGGCCGUACUCGUCUGGCUCUCAUCAUAUGCAAUAGAGAGUUUGAUCAUCUUCCACUGAGGGAAGGGGCUGAGCUUGACAUCACAGGGAUGAAGGAGCUGCUUGAAGGUCUUGACUACAGUGUGGAAGUGGAAGAGAAACUCACAGCCAAGGAGAUGGAGUCAGUCCUGGAGGCAUUUGCUGCCCGCCCAGAGCACAAGACUUCAGACAGCACGUUCUUAGUGUUCAUGUCUCAUGGCAUCCUGGAUGGAGUUUGUGGGACUAUGCACAGUGAUGAACAACCAGAUGUGCUGCCUUAUGACACCAUUUUUCGGAUGUUCAACAAUCGCCACUGCCUCAGUCUGAAGGACAAACCUAAGGUCAUCAUUGUCCAGGCCUGCAGAGGUGCAAAUCGUGGGGAAUUAUGGGUCAAUGACUCUCCAGCAUCCUUGGCAGACAGUUCUUCACAGUCAUGUGAGAACAUGGAAGAGGAUUCUGUUUACAAAGCACAUGUGGAGAAGGACUUCAUUGCUUUCUGCUCCUCAACACCACAUACUGUAUCCUGGAGAGACAUCAGAAAGGGUUCUCUCUUCAUUACAAAAUUAAUCACAUGCUUCCAGAAAUAUUCUUGGUGCUGUCACCUAGAGGAAGUAUUUCGGAAGGUACAACUGUCAUUUGAAAAACCAGAUGUUAAAGCCCAGAUGCCCACCAUUGAGCGACUAUCCAUGACGAGAUAUUUCUACCUAUUCCCUGGCAAUUGAAAAAUGAAAUUACUGCAUCCAGCCCUUCUUUAUCAACUUCCAGAAGCACUUUUAUCAGAAUGGCACACAUCUUUAAUCUCUGCAUUUAAAUAAAAAUGAAAACAAAUAAA
Messenger RNA from Pteronotus mesoamericanus, 2459 nucleotides. RefSeq lists its product as uncharacterized. Gene Ontology annotation, biological process: regulation of apoptotic process; regulation of inflammatory response; proteolysis. The transcript is spliced from 17 exons. Bases 40 to 2349 code for a protein of 769 amino acids. NCBI's taxonomy places the organism in Eukaryota, Metazoa, Chordata, Mammalia, Chiroptera, Mormoopidae. Gene Ontology annotation, molecular function: caspase binding; cysteine-type endopeptidase activity. Gene Ontology annotation, cellular component: AIM2 inflammasome complex; NLRP3 inflammasome complex; IPAF inflammasome complex. The record is from RefSeq and is a predicted model, not a curated record.